AUGAAUUUACAACAAAUUUGUUCAUAAUGCUAAUAUAAAAAUUUCCUAUAGGUUAUUUAAGCAGGUUAAGAAUUGAUAAACUAAGGAUUUAUAGCUUCUAUGUACUAGCAGAAAAUAGGAAACUAGCUUGAUAGUGUUUUAAUUAUGUCAGGAUUUGUUUUAGUUAAUUAUUAAUAAUAACCCCUAUAAAUCAACACUGAAGUUAUAUUCAGCAAAGAAUAUCCUAUUUCACCACCAGCAUUCUAUUUCGUAAAUCCAGAUCCUAAUAAAUUCUAGGUGAAUUCAAAAUAUGUUAUUAACAAAAGACCAAAUUCUGAGAGCUAUUAUGUUAUUCUUGAUAAUUUGAAUUGGAAUACUCACAAAGAUUUGAAAAAAACAAUGAAUUUGUAUAUCUAGAUUUUAUAAAAAGACUUUCCUCUCUACUCUAAAUAAUUUUAAAACUAGAAUAAUUAAAAGAAUUAUGAAAUUAACAACUAAAAUUAAAUAGGAGGGGAUAUUGAAUAAAUUAUUUAUAAUGAUAAUAAAGAAGUAGAAUAAGCAGUGAAUAAGGAGAUAUCUAGUAUAAAACUUUAGAUCAAUCAAGAUAUAAAUUAGAUGUUAGAUGAAGUCAAAUAGCUCUAUGAUCAUAACUAAAAUCUAAUUAAAUCAAGUGUAAUUCUUCAUAGAAUAAAUCAAGAUCUUGAUGAAUAAAUAAAGGAAGCAGAUUCCUCAAUUAAUGAUAUGAGGAAUAAGUGCCAAUAGUACUCUAACGAAACUUUAAAAUUAGAGACACUUAAAGAAAAGUAUAUGACAGCUCAAAGCCCUGUUCAUAAUUAGAUACUUCAACUCAUAGCAGAGCUUGAUGCAAUAAAAGAAACAUUUUUAUUUACUGACGAAUGGUUCAAAAGAUCAAAAGACUUUGACCAAUAUAGUUCACAAAUAAAACUUCUGGCUGAAAGAGAAUUUGAGUGCAAAAUACUUCUUAAAAAAUGUUUACUCCUAGUCAAUUGA
This is a messenger RNA of Tetrahymena thermophila SB210, 990 nucleotides long. Its product is annotated as Vps23 core domain protein. The record is from RefSeq and is a predicted model, not a curated record. Lineage: Eukaryota; Ciliophora; Oligohymenophorea; Hymenostomatida; Tetrahymenidae. The transcript is spliced from 9 exons.